GCUAAAUUUCUCAAUUUAAAAAGGAAAACAAAUGUCUUCGUCUUCAGUUCACUUCCUAGUACAAAACCCAUUCAUCGAUCAUCUCGCCAGAAAAGCCUUGCGCCGGCGACCGGAAUGCUUGCAGGCGGCGGAGUGGGAGGACUGGAGUGCCCAAUGGCCGCCAUCUUCAGUCAUCUUCUCCAGAUUCCCAUACACAAUGUCCACCUCCGGGAACUCCGUCUUCAGCUCCACCAGCGCUUGCUGGAGAUGGUCGUCGUGCAGCCGCCCGAACAUCUCCAUCCCUUCAGCCCCGCGGCGGUCCUCCGGCCCCGGAACGCCGGAAACCACCAGGUUCACCGCCCCGGCACCUAUGAGCCUCUUGAGUUGUUCCUUGAUCGNGAAACAAGGUCCAGGAAGCGAUCGAUCUGGGAUCCCAGUGAAUUCCCGGCGAUAUCCCGGGCCUGAACUGAAAUUCCGUUCUUCACAAAGAAACCCUGGCUCAUAACGACGGCUCCGGGGGCGGCGAAGCUGGAAUCGGAGCCGAACAGAGCAUUCUUGAAAACAGGGGAGGGGAGGCCGGCGGCGGCGGAGGAGGACACAUGGCCGCGUGGCAGAUCCAGGCCGUGGAGGAGCGAUGUUUUCCCCUCUCCGAACCGGAAAAGGGUGCGGA
This is a messenger RNA of Cuscuta campestris, 649 nucleotides long. NCBI's taxonomy places the organism in Eukaryota, Viridiplantae, Streptophyta, Magnoliopsida, Solanales, Convolvulaceae. The record is from the annotation of a GenBank genome assembly.